AUGUUGAAGUACAUUCCCAAACGUCGUCAUUUUUCAUACAAAGGCAUGUUGGCCAGAACCCAAUUGGCAGUGAUUGACCACAAUUCCAACACUGGAAGGAAGCAAGCAACAGUUACAAAGGGAAGCAAGAAAGGGGAAAAGAGGUACAAGGUAAUUUUCCCGAAAGGCAGAAAGAGAUGGGUUGCAAAACCAGUUAAGGCCAGUAAGUCCUUUUCCUUUAUCCAAAACUUGAUGGAAGAUGUUUUUUCCUUCAAGUAUGACAAGAAAAAACCCUAUACUUCAACGAUGCUUGCCAAUACUCCAAAGAACAUUGCACCCACACCAAGGCCAUGCAAAGAAGAGAUUAUAACAGCACACAGAUCACGAAUGGGAAAGAAACCAUAA
This is a messenger RNA of Paramuricea clavata, 384 nucleotides long. The record is from the annotation of a GenBank genome assembly. Lineage: Eukaryota; Metazoa; Cnidaria; Anthozoa; Malacalcyonacea; Plexauridae.